UCCAAGUGAGAUUAACGAGUAUUUACAUAUUGAAUGGUCAUGGUUUUGUUCAGUGAUAGUUUGAAAACAGAUGCUCUGAUAGUUUUUGUUGGAGCAUUGACACUAUUUUAUUGGUUUAUACGACGGAAUUACACGUACUGGGAACGCAAAGGUUUCAAAACACUGCCCGGUUGUAAAUAUUUCGUGGGACAUUUCAAAUCGACGGUCACACAAAUUGAAUCAAUAUCGAAUAUAGUUUUGAAAUUGUACGAAACAACAAAUGAACCGUUCAUUGGAUUUUAUAGUUUAAUACGUCCAACGCUCAUGAUUCGUGAUCCGGAACUUGCUCGUUUGAUUUUGAUCAAAGAUUUUUCGCACUUCCCACACCGUGGCAUUCAUUGCAAUGAAGAUUAUGACAUACUUUCGGGAAAUUUGGUAUCACUGCCGCCUGAAAAAUGGCGAAACUUACGAGCGAAACUCACACCAACAUUCACAUCGGGGAAAUUGAAAGCGAUGUUCCACACACUGCUCGAUUGUGGCUCAACGCUACAAAGUCAUUUGGAAAAGUUGGCCAAUAACGGUGAAUUGCUCGAUGUACGAGAAAUAGCGGCAAGUCACGCAACAAAUGUCAUUGCAUCUGUCGGUUUUGGCAUCGAUGUUGAUUGCAUUAACGAUCCCAAUAACGAAUUUCGUGUGAAUGGUCGUAAAAUUUUCGAAUCAACCAUCAUAAAUGCAGCUCGUCGGCUAGUGAGUGUUUUGUUUCCAACUCUAAUGGAUGUGCUACGAAUAAAAACGUUUCACUCAAGCAUUGAACGAUUCAUUGUAUCGAUUGUAAAACAAAAUCUCGAUUAUCGUGAACAAAAUCAUGUAAUUCGCAAAGAUUUUUUCCAACUUUUAAUUCAAUUACGGAACACCGGAACCGUGCAAUUAGACGAUGAUCAAUGGGAUACGGUAAUUAAAACCGAUGAAAAACAAAAACAAAUGACAUUGAACGAAAUCGUUGCGCAGUGUUUUGUGUUUUUCGCUGCAGGUUUUGAGACAUCUUCCACCACACUAUCGUUCUGUUUGUAUGAAUUGGCGAAAAAUUCAGAGAUUCAACAACGAGUGCACGAUGAAAUCGAUCAUAUUUUGCAGAAAUUUGAUGGACAAAUAACUUAUGAAUCCAUUUCAGAGAUGAAAUACUUGGAAACUUGCAUCGAAGAAACGCUGCGAAAAUACCCGAUUGUUGCCGCAUUACCACGAUCAUGUGCAAAAGAUUAUCAAAUACCGGGAACAGAUAAAAUCAUUGAGAAAGGCGUCGAAGUGAUUGUUCCAGUGGCUGGAUUUCAUAAAGACAAACGAUACUAUGAAGAUCCCUAUAAAUUCAAUCCGGAUCGAUUUAACGAAGAAAAUUCGAAUGGAAAAAAUCAAAUCAAUCGCCCGUACUAUCCAUUUGGCGAUGGACCUCGGAAUUGCAUUGCAAUGAGAAUGGGGAAAAUGCAAACUAAAGUCGGACUCGUUUUAAUGUUGCAAAAAUUUCGAUUUGACUUAUUAGAAAAUAAACAAAAAUAUAAGGAACUGGAUUUUGACCCGAAAUCCAUUUUGCUGGCACCAAAAUCUGGAAUUUAUCUCCGAAUUUUUAAACGAAUCUAAACAUUUCAAGUGCUCUUCUCGACAUUUUUUUCCGUAUACACCAUCAAUUA
This is a messenger RNA of Contarinia nasturtii (swede midge), 1661 nucleotides long. RefSeq names its product probable cytochrome P450 6d5. The record is from RefSeq and is a predicted model, not a curated record. NCBI's taxonomy places the organism in Eukaryota, Metazoa, Arthropoda, Insecta, Diptera, Cecidomyiidae. The coding region runs from base 34 to 1611 and encodes 525 amino acids. The transcript has 4 exons. Gene Ontology annotation, molecular function: iron ion binding; oxidoreductase activity, acting on paired donors, with incorporation or reduction of molecular oxygen; heme binding.